UGAGCAGGUAAUCUCUCACAGCAAGUAAUUCUUUCUUUUUUUUUUUGAAAAAAAUAAAUAAAUUUAUACCGAUAGAUAUUUGAGAUCAAGACCUGUAAUUAGGGUUUCAAAUCCUUCUGUUUUCCCAAAUUAGUGGACCAAUUUUUUCUUCUCAGUUCCCUUAUUUUUGUUAUUCAGGUGGGAGAUUAAGAUGGGUGCUUUCGUAUCGAAGUUUUGGUUCAUGCUUUUUCCCGCGAAAGAGUAUAAGCUUGUGGUUGUUGGUUUGGAUAACGCUGGAAAAACCACCACUCUUUACAAAUUACACCUUGGAGAAGUUGUUACUACCCACCCUACGGUUGGUAGCAACGUUGAGGAACUUGUGUAUAAGAACAUUCGAUUCGAGGUUUGGGAUCUUGGAGGGCAAGACAGGCUGAGGACAUCAUGGGCUACAUAUUAUCGUGGUACUCAUUCUAUUAUUGUGGUAAUAGACAGCACUGAUAGAGCUAGGAUCUCCAUUAUGAAAGAUGAACUGUUCAGGUUACUGGGACACGAUGACCUUCAAAACUCUGUUUUAUUGGUCUUUGCUAACAAACAAGACCUCAAGGAUGCCAUGACACCAGCAGAGAUUACUGAUGCCCUUUCUCUCCAUAGUAUCAAGAAUCAUGACUGGCACAUACAAGCUUGCUCUGCUCUCACCGGAGAUGGUUUGUAUGACGGUCUAGGGUGGAUUGCUCAGCGAGUAACUGGAAAAGCAACGAGCUAAAAGAUGGAACAGAAAGGCAUAUUCAGUGCAUGGUAGAAGAGUGUUGUACAUGCCCUUUGUAUCAUUAAACUCUUUGAAAGCUGUUUCUUAUUAAAUCUGUAGAUGGUUUUAAAUGUUAACAUCCUAAAAUCCUCUUAUUUUUCUUUGAUUUUCAAAUCUGAUUGAUAUGUACUAUGCAAAUUACAAAGGAAACGUUUCAAUUGAAAAAUUGUUACACUCUGCAAA
Molecule: messenger RNA, 967 nt
Organism: Cannabis sativa
Lineage: Eukaryota; Viridiplantae; Streptophyta; Magnoliopsida; Rosales; Cannabaceae
Exons: 3
Coding region: 191-742 (183 amino acids)
Biological process (GO): protein localization to Golgi membrane; vesicle-mediated transport; intracellular protein transport
Cellular component (GO): cytoplasm; trans-Golgi network
Molecular function (GO): GTP binding; GTPase activity
Source: RefSeq, a predicted model, not a curated record